GUCAGGAGUGCUGCAGCUCCAGUACUCACUUGAUAAACCGGCGUGUGACGACGCACUUGACGGUGACUUUUCUCCAGCUACGUCAGAGAUUAGCGAGUGUUCUGCGGGGACAGGCUGUGCAAUCCUCAGCAGUGUUCUGAGACUGCACGGCCGGUUCUUCUCCACCAGGACCGUCACCCUCUCUGGGCUUCAAGUGACCUUCGCUUCCCCCCGAGUUUGGACUAUACGGACAAGACUUUAAAGCACUUUCUCGUCUUUCAUUGAGAAAUGGCGGCAGAGAAGGAAAAAAAGAGGAACAGCUCGGAGCGACGCAAGGAAAAGUCUCGGGACGCAGCACGUUGCCGUCGCAGCAAAGAGACUGAGGUCUUCUACGAACUUGCGCAACAACUGCCUCUGCCUGAAAGCAUCAGCACACACUUGGACAAGGCUUCCAUCAUGAGACUGGCCAUCAGCUUCCUGCGGACGCGCAAUCUGGUUGCAAUGGGAACAGAUGGCGAGAAAGACACUGAAGACAUGGACUCUUUGUACCUCAGGUCUCUCGAAGGUUUUAUAACCGUGGUUACAGCCGAUGGCGACAUGAUCUUCUUGUCAGAGAACAUCAACAAGUUCCUGGGCCUAACACAGGUGGAUCUGACAGGUCACAGCAUCUUUGACUUCACUCACCCAUGUGACCAUGAAGAAAUCAGGGAAAACCUGAGCCUUAAGAUGGCAGGGGAUGCCUUUGGGAAGCAGAGAAAGGAGCUGAACACUGACCGAGAUUUCUUCAUGAGGAUGAAAUGCACAAUGACCAACAGGGGGCGCACUGUCAACCUUAAGUCAGCCAGCUGGAAGGUGCUUCAUUGCACUGGACAUUUGAAGACAUUCAACGGCCUAACACAGGUUCUGCACAGUCUGGCUGAGCCUCCCCUGGCCUGCGCUGUCCUGAUGUGUGAGCCCAUCCCCCACCCAUCCAAUAUUGACAUACCACUGGACAGCAAGACGUUCCUGAGCCGUCACAGCAUGGACAUGAAGUUCACUUACUGUGAUGACAGGGUCACUGAGCUGAUGGGCUACAGUCCUGAAGAUCUGAUUGGUCGAUCUGUAUAUGACUUUUACCAUGCCCUGGACUCUGACUGCGUCACCAAGAACCACCAAAACUUGUGCACUAAAGGACAGGUGGUCACUCGUCAGUAUCGCAUGCUGGCAAAGACAGGCGGCUACGUCUGGGUAGAGACUCAGGGUACUGUUAUCUACAACAGUCGCAACUCUCAGCCACAGUGCAUCGUGUGUGUCAACUACGUGCUUAGCGAUGUGGAGGAAAAGUCACUGGUUCUGUCACUAGAACAGACCAAGUCUCUGUACCAGCCCAGCCAUGUGCCCGGAUUCUUCACUGCUGGUGUUGGAGAGUCACUCUUCGCCAAACUCAAGGAGGAACCCGAAGACCUGACCCAGCUGGCCCCUACUCCGGGGGAUACCAUCAUUAGCCUUGACUUUGGCCAUCCUUCUUUCGAGGAGACCCUGCAAGGGCCAGCAUUUUCCUUCCCUCCUCCUUCAUGGAGCAGUGAAAAUAAUAAACCAGCGUCUCACCCAAGAACCUUCACCGUACAGCAGAAGCCUCCACAACCGUGCAGCACCACACCCAGUCUAAGCAGCUGCUCCACACCCAGCAGUCCAGGCGAUUACUACUGCAGCAAUGUAGAGAACGAUCUGAAGGGGGAACUGUCUGAGAAGCUGUUUGCUCUGGAUACUGAGAGUAGCAGUCAGUUUGACUUAGGUGAGCUGGACCUUGAGACAUUGGCUCCCUACAUCCCGAUGGAUGGUGAAGACUUCCAACUCAGUCCAAUAGUCCCAGAAUCUGACACACUGGAAGGAGUCCAAGCCGGGUCCAUGGAGACCAAUAUCAACAGUGGCUUUGCCUCUCCGGCACCCCAGCAAAGCUUCAACGACAUUGCUAGCCUUUUCCAGCCGCUUUUAAACCCCCCACAGCAACAGAGGCAGUUCCAUUCUCCACCCUCUGCUUCCUGGAAGGCUUGGGAAGAUGGAGGGUCUGACCAGAGGGCUCUGUACCCGAGAGGGUGCUCUUUUGUGGUUACUCGCAUACAAAACCUUCCGUACCAGGCUCCGGCCAGCACCCCAUUGUCCUCCAUGGGAGGACGCCAGAAUCUGCAGUGGCCCCCAGACCCACUCUUAACAUAUCAACAAGAAUAUCAACCACAGCAACAACAGCACAGCAGCAACUCCAGCAUGUCAGUCCUGAACGAACUCAGGCCCAUGGACACUUUCUCCAAGACCUUCAGAGAUAGGAGUCCGCUUGGGAACCCGAUACAUGUCAAGCGCUCCUUCACACAAAUGACUGAAGAAAUCAAGUCAUCAGACGUGCCCUGGAAGAAAAUGAGAAGCGACGGUUGUUCCGGACAGCGUUCUCACGACUGCAGAUCUCUGCCUGCUUACUCUGUGAUGGCCAGGAUGAUGCAAAAUGGCACUUCCCUGCAUCCAAGCCUGCUUCCACAUCACAGAAAGUCUCAGUAUCAGGGGGUGGUGAAAGAAGAGAGGAGUUACCUGCUGGGCCCGACCAUGGAUGCCUUUAAUCUACCACGACUGACCCACCAUGAUUGUGAGGUGAAUGUGCCUCUGCAAGGAACCUCGCACCUGGGUUUGGGUCUGAUGCCUGCUCUGAACCAAGCCACCUAGAGGGGCACUGACUUGGACCAAGACCAGCUCUCCUUCCCGAUCCUUCUACUGAAUGCGGAAGCUUCAGUGGAAUAUGUUUAGUCCCUAAACUUCGGCCAAUUUAAGGUCUAUAUAACCUGUAGACGACUGGAUCGUAACCCACAGUCAUGACCAGGUUUUGAAGGUUUAAUUUAUAAGCCGGUUUUCAGCUCCCUGAUUCCUUGCAUCAAACUCACAACCGUCUCUCUAGCUGAAGUGCAUACAUUUUUGGAAGCUAAAACCACAAUGUUUUCUAUGCAGUGCUGACUUCACUGAGCGUUUCUGCUUAUUGGUGCAGAGCAGGAGGAACACAGAAAGCUUGUGUAUUAUGACAACCAUUAGUUUUCCUUACCGUUUAAAAACAAUUCAGGAUCUGCCGAUGCUUAGUGGCAAACUUGAGCUUUCCUUGAGACAAUUUAUUAGCACUUCAGCUGUGUUACUGUAGGUGCAAAAGUGUUCAUAAAUUGUUUAUUGUGAGCAUAAACUUUGUUAAGCCUUAUAUGAAACCAAUGAAUAUACAGUUGCCGCUUUUUUUAGCAAAAUAUUAACUGGGUCCUUCUCAGUCUGUUCUACUUUUAUACCUCCCAGUGUUUGCGGCACGAACAUUCGCUGAUUGGCUGUCCUGCGCAGUGAUGCGAUCAGCAUAAAAGAAAUACUGGUUCAUGUAUGAACACCUCAAGAUGGUUUCACUAUUGAAUCUCCAGAAUAAGGUAAGGAUUAAAUUGCUAAAUGAUGAACCCUACAGAUUUAAGUGUUCUCAUGUGCUCUCAUGUCAAUCCAUUUCUUUAGUCAUGUAAAUAGCUAGCUUUCAGUGUAUGAGGGCUAGUGUUCAGACACUCAGCUUGUCUGAAAUGGAAAAAAGCAUGUUAUAGCAACCAGCUGUGUAAAUAGGCAGGUAUUGUUGCGUUCAAAUGAGGCUUUAUAAACAAGUAAUCUGUGUGAAGUGUCCUUGUACUUCAAAAAUAGUUAUUGCGUGAGGACGACAAAAGAUGCACACUGACACUCACGCACACACCUGCUGUCUUAAAACAAUCCAAUCCAAUGUGCCUUUAUGAGCAUCAACUUCGUUUUAGUGGCAUUAUCAAACACUUGCUUUUAUUUCAUUUACUGUUAUUUAACAGUCACAUGCUAGCUCAUUCUAUAUUACCCGAAACAGCAGUAAGUGUACUCCUCUCUGUUGAUUACUUUUGUUUUCGUGUGUGGGUUUUCUCUGUGAAAGCCGUGUAGUGGCAGGGUUUUAUUUGUGUGCAAUUAUUUUAGUCAACUAACCUGAACUUCACUCUGCCUUUAACAAGUUCUCAGCCUUUUAUGUAGCUUUACGCUAACUCGUCAGGUGUGGUGGGAAGUCGCUGCCAGUUCCUUCAACUGACCAUAGCAUUGCUUUUCCUGCUUAUGAACAGUGGACAAAUGAGUGGAAGUCCUUCUCCUUCUGAAAUUCCACCUUUUCAGCUGGUGCACUUUCUUUGAGGACUUCCACCUAACAAAACGUCAGAACGACCUUGUGGGCUCGUUGUGGGCUGACCUCUUCACUGCCAUGUAGACGCUAAAAGAAUUAUAGGAGAUGUAGCCACUCAUCCUUCUGUGCCAGUAUGUCUCAUCAUUGCAGACAGCCGAGUUUUUGUAACCUGGUUCCUUCCUCUAACAGAGAACUGUUAACAGUGUCAAACUUGUGUUUUGGUUUCCUUUUCUGUCCUUUGAUGUUUUCCCACCUCUGAUUGUUGCCAGACACUGAAUUGGUGAUUCUCUUUCUUGAUAUUCAAUUGUGUCAGGGCUGCUGAAUGAUGUUGUGGUCUUGGACACUUCAUCGUGACACGUUGCCUUGUCUUUUAGUCUGUUAAACUCACCACUUUUUUUCUGGGACACCUUCUUCGUCCCUUGCUGAGCUGUAUGUUUCCAUGCUUUGCAGUCUCAAUUUGAUUCUGUCACCAGCGCCUUGAAGGGUUCUCAAGUCUGCCCCAUCGUGCGUGUCUUUCAUAGAAAGCUCUCUCAGACCAGGUGCACAACUCUUUUGUGAGCUGUAUUUUCAUCAAACACUCCAGAUGUUGUCAAUAAGCUAACGGUAGCAUUUAAGCUGUUCUUCAGUGCCUGUUCAAGCAUCCAAUGCAGGAUUUGGUUUGAUGCACAAUUCUGACAUUUUCCAUUCGUCAUGCAGCCCUACUGUAUAUAGAUGUAUAUAAAUAUAUAUAUAUUGAAAAACACAUCAGAUUUGCUUUUAUAUGUAGCAUACUCACUCAAGUUAAGGAUGGGGCUUAUCGCAACGUCACAAACAACUGUGCUGCUGCUACUGCAGCGCUGUAUUCACCAGGACGUUUGAAUGCACGUCUUUGUUGGGCUACCACUGUUACGCCUUUGUCUUUUAAAGUUAUAUCCUCUUUCUCCAUCUAACUGUGCCUUAUCACAUCAACGCUAUUAACCCUCCAAGUGCAGACUUUGCCUCCACGCUGUCUCACUUACUGUAGCUGUUUCCAGUAAAGGCUUUAUAUUAUAUCGCUUCCUGUUGUGUCUGGAAUAGUGUGUAGCAUGAAGUCAAUUAUAAUUAUUUUAAAACAUGAUCAUUUAUGAUCUUAGACUUGCCAUCCUAACUCUGUGUACUACUGGUUGAUUUUUAUUUCUGUCCCACGUGGCGCAGUGAAAUAAAUAAUCCCUGUUAUUGACAUCCUUUUACAGUCUAGACUUCACUCCUAGAUAGCUGGUGAUGAUGAACUUAAGAUAGUGAACUUAAGAGAGUGUUGUGGGAAGGCUGUUUGACGAUGAUACUUGUGGUUGUGGGUUCUGAGGCCUGCUUGGUCAGAAGGUUCUCAUUGGGCGUAAAUCACAGGGUUAUUCAUCCGAUUUUAUUAUCAAUAAAUUACGAAGUAAAUGUCAAAUAUUCUUGCGCUAACUUAACAUGACAGAGAAUGUUGAAAUGAUACAAAUGAUAAACUAUGUGUUCUUCAGCUUUCAGUCAAUUGUGCAAUUUGAGUAGCAUGUUUGAACCGUUGAAAAAACUCCUACAUUCACAUAGUUCAUGGCUUGCGGCCUAUGACUUUUUUUGAUAUCCUGCCAUCUUUGGGUUUUUUUUUCGACCAUAAUUUCCACCAAGCUGUAUUUUUUUAUAUGAAUAUGAAUCUAUAAUCUGUCUAAAAUGGUUUAAAAAAAUGCCAAUAAUAAACAAUUAAGUGUUCAAUUCCAGCAUUGGACCAAAUGUAUGUGUUGAAUUACUGCAUUUGUCAUAGAAACAAAAAUUGGACAGUAAAGUGAACAAAUUUUUUUGCUGGAAUCUUCCACUUAUUUAAAUGACCAAAAUGGCUCAUUGUAUAGAAAAUGUCGAGCUCAGUUGUGUAUAUGUAAGUAAAGAUAGCUGGCUAAGUGGAAGUUGAUUUUGAAAUGUACGCAAAUUAAAAUUAGCUAGUAAAUGUCUAUGGUUCACUGACAUUGUGUGCAGUCGAAAGCUCUUUCUCAGUAAUGUUGUUGCCUAAAGGGUUAACAUCUGCUUCUAAAAGGCAACGUUCCCUCUCCCACUGGGUUCUAUUUCCUUUGUUGAGAUUUGUGUAUUCAUGCUUCUGAUAUUAUCCUUUCUGGCUGAUGAGCAGGAAAACUGUCAAUAUUGUUGUCAGACAUUUUCUUUUAUCAUUAAAUAUAAGAUAUAAUAAUAUAAGAUGUGUUUCCUUAUUUUGUUGUUGCUGCUCUUAUCAUUAAAGAAAUCUGACUUUCACCACAAACUACAUGUGUGUUUUUAUACGUGUGGUUCCUGGUAAUUCCUAUCUAUAUUUACUGUAUACUCACUGUGAGGGCUGCUUACGGAUCCCCUGGUUUCUAUGACACGCUGGAAUACAACAAUGGUUCCAUCCCCAUUGCAAAUCCUCCCUUGGUCUUCCUCAUGGUCACCUCCCUUCACCACCUCCUCCCUGUGUGGAUUUAGAAAGUGGAAGUAAAAAUACUUAUUUACUGCAAUUAUUUCCUCCUGCCUGCUGGGGGUGUUUUUUUUUUUCAGUGCUACAACAAGGUUCUAGGGUAACAGCGAAGCCUCUGAUGAGGACACCUGGUUUUGUUUGCAAUGUUGGUUGGGAAAUCUGUGCACGUACAUCGUAAUAGUUGACUAAACAAGCAAGACAUUACAUUGAAGAUUCUUUCAUUUAAUUCAAUUAAUUCCAGAUGUUAUUCCACACACUUAAUUUAUAGUUAAGCUAUGGAACACAAACACAAUCUCUGAAAUGAAAAGAAAAAGACUAAAAUGUUAAAGCUCAACUUUUAAUCACCUAAAACAUCCAUCCAUCCAUCCAUCCUCAACUGCUUAUCCGUUGUCGGGUCGCGGGGGCAGCAGCUUCAGAAGGUCACACCAAACGCUCCUUCUAUCUGGGCAACAUCCUCCAACUCAAACUGAGGGAUCCCAAGAUAAUCCCAGCCCAGUGAACAGAUAUAAUCCCACCACCUGGUCGUGGGUCGACCCCUCGGUCUCCUCCCAGCUGACCACACUUGAAACACCUCCAAAGGGAGGCAUCCAGGGGCCAUCCUCAUGAGAUGCCUGAACUCCUCUCAACGCGGACAAGUAGUGUCUCUCCCAAGUGACAGAACUCACCCAGGAAGACGCCUGUAACCCGUCGGAAAAAACGCGUUUUGGCUGUAUCCAGGAUAUUGUUCUUUCGGUCAUGACCCACAGUUCAAUACCUUAGGUGAGGGUCAGGAUGAAGAUUGAUACUUGAGUAAGACCCCAAGAUACUUAAACUUCUCCUCUCGUGGCAGGAAAUCAACCCUCAACCGGUGAGAGCAAUCCAUCCAGUUCUGGUUGAGAACCAUGGCCCCAGACUUACAGGGGCUGAGUCGUAUCAACAUCAAGACGGAAACUGAUCCAGAGAAAACCGACGGUCGCAACGUGGUGAGGCCACAAAACAGACCACCAAAUUUCAAACCCUCCCCACCAGAGCUGCACCUGGAAAUCCUAUCCUUGAAAAGCAAAAACGGGAUUGGAGACAAAGCACAGCCCAGACGAAGAACAACCCCCACCGGAAACACAACGGUCACUCCCAUCACUCGAGAGAUUGAAUGGCACCCCAUAUUGCUGAAGCACCUCCCACAACUUGUCCCUUGGCACCAGGUCAUUUGCCUUCUCCAAGUCCACAAAACACGUCGCCUUAAACAUGACAAAAAUGAUAUGUGAAUGACUGUAAAUGAUUCUUAUAUUAGUGGCUCGUCGCUGGACUGACUGUCUUCAGACAUCUGACUGAUGAACUGUCUGCUUGACAGCCUGGUAUUGAAACCUUUAGACCAUGAUGAAAAAGUUCCACUGCUGUGAAAGAGCUUGGUGGUCAUGAGGAUAGCAGAGAGACUCCCAGGCAUGUCACCCAGGUUAAGUUAUGUUGUCCAGAUGUUGGUCAAAAGAAGUUAGGAAGCCACACAUAGCAAUUGAUGGGUGUUUAAUAUCAUGUAAAAAUGGAGGCUUAGUUGCUCCGAACAGUGUUGUCCAAAACACUUCAUUGUUGGCAUUUCAAAUGAGACACCAAUUACGCAAUAUGAAGCAAACAAAAUGUUAUCUGUGAACAUGCCUGCACGUUGUGCACCAGAUCUGUGUCAGGCCAUCUUGCUGCACAAUCAGGUGGAUAUAAUAUGAAAUGACGAGAACAGACUAAGUAAAACAAUUCUUAUCUGUUCAUUUAUCUACGUAAUAAUUGUAUUUGCUUUCGCCAGCAGGGAAGGCUUGCUGACCCUGACGGGGCACCACUUCCCUAAACCCGCUCAGGAGGCCACUGGUCAUGUUUCGUUACUGACACCUGCUGGUCAUUUGACGCACAGCAGUCCGCUCAAGGCGUCAACUCGAGGCGUGUUUAGCAACAAAUGAUCGCCUGCUUAGAAUGGAUGUGCAACUUGCUUGAAAGGGCUCUCACAUUUUUGUAGUAAAAUGCAAUACCAGUAUCAAUAAA
Messenger RNA from Synchiropus splendidus (mandarinfish), 8585 nucleotides. RefSeq names its product endothelial PAS domain protein 1b (gene epas1b). Gene Ontology annotation, molecular function: DNA-binding transcription factor activity, RNA polymerase II-specific; RNA polymerase II transcription regulatory region sequence-specific DNA binding; protein dimerization activity. Bases 268 to 2670 code for a protein of 800 amino acids. The transcript has 16 exons. Gene Ontology annotation, biological process: regulation of transcription by RNA polymerase II; cellular response to hypoxia. The record is from RefSeq and is a predicted model, not a curated record. Lineage: Eukaryota; Metazoa; Chordata; Actinopteri; Syngnathiformes; Callionymidae.